AGUUCAGGAAGGGAAAGACAGAGGAGGUGCAGUUUGGAGCCAUCCUUGCAAUCGUCCUGCGGCGGCACAGGCCGCUCUGGGGCGUUGUGUAUGUGCCAUCAGUGGGUGCCCCAGCGCCAGGCAAUGAGCACUGCAGUGCUGGCUCUGCUCUGUGGACUUCAGUCCGUGUUGAAGUCCUGCUGGACGAGGGAGUGGUUUUCCCACUGCCAGCAACAAGAGCGGGAGCAGCCGGGAUGUGGGGGAAGCCGAGUGCUGCAGCCCUGGGGGAGAGAGGCAGGGCGGUUUCCCAGCUGCUCCCACGCCCAGCACCUCGCAGGCAUCUCCCUGCAGCCUCCUGCCCCCAUCCCACGCAGCGAGGUGCAGGCACUUCGUUCCCCAGCCCUCCUCUUUUUUUUUCCCCAAGCUGAGAGUGCUCAGCGAGCCCAGGGGCGAACCCGGAUCUCCUGCCCCUGUGACUCACGCACAGGUGACAUCUGGCUCCAUGGCAGCUGACGGGGCACUGCCCCUGCCUUGUCUGCAGGCACUGCAGCAGCAGCAGACGUGUCCCGAAGGAGCGCCCGGGGCUCGCUGCCCCUGCCCCAGGGUUUAAAGGCCACUGACCCCUCUGAGGGGACGUCCCAGAAUGUCCCGGCCACGGCAAAGCCGGGCGCUUGUCAUCGUCAACACCGAUUUCUGCAGCAGCGAUGGUGACGUGGGGCUCAGGCCCCGCCGAGGAGCCAGGAGGGAAGCUGAGAAGCUCUCUCGGGCGCUGGCGCAGCUCAGCUACAAGGUGAAGCUGAUGCACAACAGGACAGCCAAGGAGAUGGAGGAACUCUACCAGCAAGAGUGCAGCCAUGAGCACGGGGAUUACUUUGUGAGCAUCAUCUCCAGCCACGGGGAGGAGGGGGCCGUGCUGGGCUGUGACUGCAGACCGCUCCGGCUCACCCGCAUCUUCCAGAUCUUGUCAUCCCGGAACUGCCCGGCGCUCGCCGAGAGACCCAAAGUCUUCUUCAUUCAGGCAUGUCGGGGGGCCGCGCUGGACCAGGGGGUGUUCGUGGAGACUGACAGCGGGCAGCCAGAGCCGGACAGCUUCUCAGAGUACCUGCGCAUCCCCCCCAACACCGCUGUGAUGUUCGCCUGCAGCCCAGGCUACGGGGCCUUCCUGAACCCCGCGGGAUCCAUGUUCCUGCAGGCGCUGCUGGCAGCGCUGGCUGGGGAGGAGCGCGGCCUGGCCCUCAGCCGCUUGGCCACCCGCCUCAACGCGGCCGUGGCCCUGGGCUGCCAGGCCCGCGGCGCCUACGAGGGCUGCAAGCAGAUGCCCUGCUUCGUCACCAACCUGCCGCGGGACGUCUUCCCCUUCUCGGCUGCGGAUGAGCCCCAGGAAGGGAUGGAGGAGGAGGAGCAGCAGAAGCCCGCGGCCUCCUAGGGGGAAAUAGAGAAACACAACAGAAACCCCCCCAGAAAGGUGCCCUGGGCUGUGCCGGAGCUGCCCGGGGUACAAGGAAAGUCUGGGGUGCAUCACGGCCCUAUCACGACCCAGGGGGAGGGAUGUCACCCUGCUGCUCGAUGGCAGGCCGUGUUUACGUGUGGUUCUAGCAGGGCUCGUGCUCCCACUUAUCCCCGCCAUCUCCUGCCAUGAAAGAGCCCCGGUGCUGUGAACACCGCCUCAUCCAUGCUGUUAUCUAAGUGACCCUGAACAGACCACGGAACACGGGCUUUUUUUUCUUAGGGAGGAAAAGCUGAUGUUUGCCUGCCUGGUGCCCUGCCCGUAAGGAAAACACUGCUGUGUUGGUGUAAAGAUCGCAGCAGGCCCGAGGUGUUUGUCCUUACGAUUGUUUCUCCGUUCAAAACUUUAAAAAUAAACAGGGACCAGUGGUCAGAACUUGGGGGCGGAUUGGGGUGGGUUCUCCUUUCGUCUCCGGCACCAAAAAACAAGCACAAUAAAACCUCCCUCCAGCGCCCACCCUGCGCCCAAGCAUUAAAUCUGUGUUGCCUGCACCCCAAGGGCCUCUCAGACAAACCCUGCUCGUGUUGGUAUUUCUCAACCCCGAGCAACCCAGCUCCGAUAGGCAGAGCCCUACCCAGCCCCACAGAUAAUUUUGGUGUCAAUUAGCAGGACUUUGGAUCCUCAGCAGGCAGGUGGUACCACUGUCCCAACACCACCCCACGCUCCGGGGUGCUCACAUUGCUGCCUCUUGUCAAGGAUCUCCUGGGUUGCUCCCUCCCUAUGCACUUGCUCUGCCUGUAGGAAGAAAACAAUUUGGAGACCCUUACAGCACCCCCAGGUCGAGGCAAAGCUGGGCAAGGGGCUUAGAGCUGUUGGAAGAGUCCAGUUCUGGCUUCUCCAGGAAAUGACCCCGAAGAUGUGCAGAGCUGUGAAUGUAGCAAUGCUCAGAAGAGCUUUCACCAGCCCAACAUGCAAUUGAACAGUUUUCAUUUUUAAUCCCCUGCUUUCACCACUCUGUCUGCCCCCAAGCUCUCAGCAAUCCGGUCAAGGGGGAAGAAGAAAGAAAUCACCAGCAGCCCUCCCCUUCUCCUCGCCUGUCCUCAGCUGGUGCCAGCCAAGCUGGCGGCACAAGGGUGGACUUUCUCCUUCCGGAGAGAAAGCGGGGGAAAGUUUAUUCCGUGCACUGCAGGAAGCACCGCACUGCACCCAUGUGCACCCUCAACACGUUCACCCUGCCAGCAGCACCCUGCCCUGGGCUCCUUCUCUCCCAGUCCAUCCCGGUGCCGCAGCCACUGGGUGCUGCUCGAGGAGCCUCCCUGUGGGUGAAGGAGGGAAGGCAGAGCUGUAAAAAGCAUCGGAGCGCGGCUGCACCUCGCCUGCUGGCUCAGCCCACAGCGCUGACCCAGGGCCAGCUGGGUGAAAGGGGAAGCACUCAAACAGCUCGAAGUGAAAGGCCGUCUGGUUUCGUUCCGGCUGCAGCGUGCUCGGUCAUGGGACGACUGAGUUUGCAUCCACAAACGGAGGCUCUGCACAAAGCCUAGAAUACCAGCAAUGAUCAAAGAGA
Molecule: messenger RNA, 2990 nt
Organism: Numida meleagris (helmeted guineafowl)
Lineage: Eukaryota; Metazoa; Chordata; Aves; Galliformes; Numididae
Product: caspase-3-like
Exons: 4
Coding region: 623-1405 (260 amino acids)
Biological process (GO): proteolysis
Molecular function (GO): cysteine-type endopeptidase activity
Source: RefSeq, a predicted model, not a curated record